This is a messenger RNA of Chlorocebus sabaeus (green monkey), 3359 nucleotides long. RefSeq names its product ALG6 alpha-1,3-glucosyltransferase (gene ALG6). The record is from RefSeq and is a predicted model, not a curated record. Gene Ontology annotation, cellular component: endoplasmic reticulum membrane. Gene Ontology annotation, molecular function: dolichyl pyrophosphate Man9GlcNAc2 alpha-1,3-glucosyltransferase activity. NCBI's taxonomy places the organism in Eukaryota, Metazoa, Chordata, Mammalia, Primates, Cercopithecidae. Gene Ontology annotation, biological process: dolichol-linked oligosaccharide biosynthetic process; protein N-linked glycosylation.
GCACCGGGCGCGCGGGUACACGGAGGCGGAAGGCAGGAGGGGCAGUCUGCCGCGGGGGUGAGCGCGCAGGCGCCUUCGUGGGACCAGCUGCAGGCGCGAAUCCCAGCGGUCGGCGGGCGGCGGGGAUACUUCUACAUAGACAUCAUCAGUUUUUGACUAUUUGGAAACCAAGCAUCAUUAAAAUCCUCUCAAACUCCUAAUUGCGAAGAAUCGAUAACAUUUCAAGAAGUGAUAACAUUUCUCUGAACAAGAAAAGAAGUGAUUGACCACGUUUUAAAAGUACUCUGGCACUGGUGCUGUGUUUUCUUCCCCUCCCUAAAUUUGAAGAACUAUGGAGAAAUGGUACUUGAUGACAAUAGUGGUUUUAAUAGGACUAACAGUACGGUGGACAGUGUCUCUUAAUUCUUAUUCAGGUGCUGGAAAACCGCCUAUGUUCGGUGAUUAUGAAGCCCAGAGACACUGGCAAGAAAUUACUUUUAAUUUACCAGUCAAGCAGUGGUAUUUUAACAGCAGUGAUAACAAUUUACAGUACUGGGGAUUGGAUUACCCACCUCUUACAGCUUAUCAUAGUCUCCUAUGUGCAUAUAUGGCAAAGUUUAUAAAUCCAGACUGGAUUGCUCUCCAUACAUCACGUGGAUAUGAGAGUCAGGCACAUAAGCUCUUCAUGCGUACAACAGUUUUAAUUGCUGAUCUGCUGAUUUACAUACCUGCAGUGGUUUUGUACUGUUGUUGUUUAAAAGACAUCUCAACUAAGAAAAAGAUUGCUAAUGCGUUAUGCAUCUUGCUGUAUCCAGGCCUUAUUCUUAUAGACUAUGGACAUUUUCAAUAUAAUUCUGUGAGUCUUGGCUUUGCUUUGUGGGGUGUUCUUGGAGUAUCUUGUGACUGGGACCUGCUAGGGUCACUGGCAUUUUGCUUAGCUAUAAAUUAUAAACAGAUGGAACUUUACCACUCCUUGCCAUUUUUUUGCUUUUUACUUGGCAAGUGUUUUAAAAAAGGCCUCAAAGGAAAGGGGUUUGUGUUGCUAGUUAAGCUAGCUUGUACUGUUGUGGCUUCCUUCAUCCUCUGCUGGCUGCCAUUCUUUACAGAAAGGGAACAAACCCUGCAGGUUCUAAGAAGACUCUUCCCGGUUGAUCGUGGAUUAUUUGAGGAUAAAGUAGCCAAUAUUUGGUGCAGUUUCAAUGUCUUCCUGAAGAUUAGGGAUAUUUUGCCACGUCACAUCCAAUUAAUAAUGAGCUUUUGUUUUACAUUUUUGAGCCUGCUUCCUGCAUGCAUAAAGUUAAUACUUCAGCCCUCUUCCAAAGGAUUCAAAUUUACACUGGUUAGCUGUGCACUAUCAUUCUUUUUAUUUUCUUUCCAAGUACAUGAAAAAUCCAUUCUCUUGGUAUCAUUACCAGUCUGCUUAGUUUUAAGUGAAAUUCCUUUUAUGUCUACUUGGUUUUUACUUGUGUCAACAUUUAGUCUGCUACCUCUUCUAUUGAAGGAUGAGCUCCUAAUGCCUUCUGUUGUGACAACAAUGGCAUUUUUUAUAGCUUGUGUAACUUCCUUUUCAAUAUUUGAAAAGACUUCUGAAGAAGAAUUGCAGUUGAAAUCCUUUUCCAUUUCUGUGAGGAAAUAUCUUCCAUGUUUUACAUUUCUUUCAAGAAUGAUACAAUAUUUGUUUCUUAUCUCAGUUAUCACUAUGGUGCUUCUGACGCUGAUGACUGUCACACUGGAUCCUCCUCAGAAACUACCAGACUUAUUUUCUGUAUUGGUGUGUUUUGUAUCUUGCUUGAACUUCUUGUUCUUCUUGGUAUACUUUAACAUUAUAAUCAUGUGGGAUUCCAAAAGUGGAAGAAAUCAGAAGAAAAUCAGCUAGCUGUAUUCCUAAACAAAUUGUUUCCUGAACAAAUGUGAAAAUAUGAACAGUGCUGAAAGGUUUGUGAACUUUUUGCUAUGUAUAAAUGAAAUUACCAUUUUGAGAACCAUGGAACCAUAGGAAAUGAAAUGGUGAAAAGUCAUUGUUGUCUACACAAAAUAAAUGUAUAUGGAGACCAAAGACCAAUGGAGGCUUGUCUAAGUACUGCUUGGCCAAAACAUAUUGUGGUUUUAUUAUUCACAGCUAUUCAAAUGGGGAAAAAAGAGAAACAUGUCCUUAAUCCCAUUGUUUACUCAGGAAAUGCACUUUUUAAAUGUCUUGAAAAAACUGAGAAAUAUUUCUUGGUAUUUGCUUUGUCUAAACCUGCUUCCUUCAUCAGACCAUAUAGUGAGCUUAAUGGAAGAAUUGAGCCCCUUCUUUUUAAUGGAAAUCACUAAUUUUGGUAUUCAAAUUUACACUUUAGAAUACAAGUAGUGUGUAUUUCACUGUGUAGAAGUUAUGUCUUAGGGAAUUUAAUUUGUGAUAAUCUUUUUAAUUACUGAGAAGGCAAUUUAAACUGCUUGAAGUCUGAAUAUGCCUUAUUACACAUGCAAAUUUGAUUGUUUUAACAAGGCAAAUAAACCAUGAUCUUAUUUGCAAGAAUGCAUAUUUUAAUACAAUUAAAAAUGAAUUUUCCUGAAUUUAAAUGUAAGUUUUAACUUUAAGUGGUUUGAGUGAAGUCUUCUUAAUCACACAUAAUCACUGGUUUUAAACCUCCAGAAUCAUUCUAUUUAAACAUUAUAUUAUACAUAUAUAUUAUUAUGAGAUGGUUCAAGGUUACCACUGCCAGAGCAUUGAUUCAUGUUAAUUCCAUCCUAUUAAUACUGUAUCACCCUAUAUUAGCAGAAGCCCAUAUUUAUUAUAGUUUUCAACUGGUAAAAAUAAUGCAUGAUAUCCAUGUUGUAGUUUCUCAUAUAAAGAUAUGUUUUCUUUAGUCUCUGUAAUAAAGAUAAUCAUUUUCCCAUCAACAUUUUUUAAGGAAUAUAUUUCUUUCAGAAGAUAGCCAUUAAACUAUAUUAAGUGGUGGUAUAUUUUAAAAUAGUGCAAAUCAAACCACAUACAGAAAAAUACUGGUUCUAGACAUGGACAGUCACAGGCUGGUGUAAGAAGGUGUAAGUUUCUAAAUCUGAUAAAGGAAGUGGGUUUAGACAAAGCAAAAAUCUAGAAAGGUUUCUUUCUCAAAAGACUCAAAGGGCAGGUCAGCGCAGAAUAGCAGCCUUGAAUCACUGCCGAAUCAGCAGGAACAUCGCUGUCCACGGUCACCAUCUGUAAUCACUGUGCCCAAAUGUCAGCAUCUUGGCUGGCUAGUGUAGCUUUAUUUUAAAAAAUGUUUUUUUUAAUAGUACACUUGUGUUUAACAUAGAAUGUUGACUUAGAUAAAUGAUGAGGAAGUUAUAAAUAAUUGGAGUAGAAUAACUAUUAUUAGGAAGUAGAAGUAUUACGUAUAUAUAUUAGUAAAAUGAAA